AUGCCCCCCCGGCAGUACCGCCGCCUCCUCCUCUUCACAGCCGUACAAGGCGCCUGCGCCCUCCACCUCUUCAAAGAAUACGUCCUCGAAACACAACCAUGCGCCGGCAGCUCAAUGCUUCCAACCCUCAGCAUGGCCGGCGAUAUGCUCGUGAUCAAUAAAUGGCACUACAUGUAUGGACGGAAUAUCCGGAUAGGGGAUGUUGUCGUGGUGAAGAGUCCGGAUGAUCCCGGGGUGAGGAUGGCGAAGACGGUUAUUGGGAUGGGUGGGGAUUUGGUGUGUAUGGAUCCGAGUCGGAAUAUGAGGGAGUAUUUGCGGGUGCCGCCGGGGCAUGUGUGGGUUACGGGCAACAACCUUUCCAACUCGUGGGAUUCACGACAGAUGGGACCGAUACCCCUCGCUUUGGUUCUCGGCAAAGCAACUCACAAACUCUCAUUCGUAAAACUACAAUGGCCCGAACCUAUACGAAACGCUCUACAUCUUGUUGACGAGUGA
This is a messenger RNA of Saitoella complicata NRRL Y-17804, 495 nucleotides long. RefSeq names its product LexA/Signal peptidase. The coding region runs from base 1 to 495 and encodes 164 amino acids. Gene Ontology annotation, cellular component: membrane; mitochondrial inner membrane peptidase complex. Lineage: Eukaryota; Fungi; Ascomycota; Saitoellomycetes; Saitoellales; Saitoellaceae. The record is from RefSeq and is a predicted model, not a curated record. The transcript has 2 exons. Gene Ontology annotation, molecular function: serine-type endopeptidase activity.